AUGUCUGAUCCUCUCUCUGUAGCCGGCAGCGCUGUCGGCAUCAUAUCACUUGGGAUACAAGUCUGUAAUGGUCUCCUCGUUUAUGCUGAUGCCAUUCGUGGACGAUCGCAAGAUUUGAUCGACCACCUGGAUCAGGUUCACCCACUAAUUGCCCUGUUCAAAUCUUUAAAAGUUACCAUCGCAAAACUCGAAACCUUGAAUCCGGAACAUGCCAAAAUACUCUUCGAUCAUCUGAAACAAGCUGAAGAUAAACUCAGAGGCUUGCAAGAAUUGCUCAACGAGAUCGGUGUCUCUCCGCCUGUCACCACUGACAUCAAGAGAAAGAUCAAAGAGUCAUUUCAAGUGGCUAUCUACCCUAUCAAGAAGAGCAAAUUAGAAGGGGCGCGGCAGACAGUUCAAGCUCUACUUAGCAGUCUUACAACCGCUAUACAGACUGUUGGCCUUGACUUAGAUAUAUCCCAGAACCAUGUCUUCCGAGACAUCCAUUCGGGUAUAACUGUGAUAAGUUCCGGCAAUGACGAGUUGAAAGCUGCAACGGAAACAAACUCGAGUAAGCUUGACAAUAUCGACCAUCAUUUAGUGUCUACACAGCAAGACCUUCGUGGCUUUUCAAAACAAGCCAAAGUCCAACUAGAAACGAUCAACAUUGGCACCCAGGAAGGCCUAGAAAACACUCGUGCAAUUUUAGGCCUUUUGAAUGACUUGACUCUCCAAAUCAAACAGACUUCUGUAUCUUACAGUACAAGAACAAAGGAAUCCUAUGAUAUUGUAUGA
Messenger RNA from Fusarium sp. VM40, 774 nucleotides. NCBI's taxonomy places the organism in Eukaryota, Fungi, Ascomycota, Sordariomycetes, Hypocreales, Nectriaceae. The record is from the annotation of a GenBank genome assembly.